ACCAGACGUUACCCCUCCUCCGCCCCAGCCAAUCAAAGGGCUGUAAUGCUGUGAUGUAGUUGGAUGGGGGAGGAUCCCCAUUGAUAAAAGCGGGCGGCGGAGGCGCAGGGAUUCCCGACCAGGAAACGAUGGCGCCCGGUGAGAGCAGUGGAUACACCUAUGAGGAAUACAAGGCUACAGCGGACUGGCUGCUGUCCCAGACGCAGCACCGGCCCACCAUCGCCAUCAUCUGCGGCUCCGGCCUCGGGGCUCUCGCUGACACUCUGAAGGAUCCGGUUAAACUCCAGUACUGUGAUAUCCCCAACUUCCCCACCACUUCGGUGGCUGGCCACGUGGGGCGGCUGGUGUUCGGGACCCUGAAUGGGAAGGGUUGUGUCUGCAUGCAAGGCCGAUUCCACCUGUACGAGGGACACGCCGUCUGGAAGACCACGUUCCCGAUCCGGGUGUUCCAGCUGAUUGGGGUGAAGACGCUGAUCGUCACCAAUGCCUCCGGGGGCCUGAACGCCGACUACAAGGUGGGCGACAUCAUGCUGGUGAAGGACCACAUUAACCUGCCUGGCUUCGCGGGGGUCAACCCUCUGGUGGGACCCAACGAGGAGAGGUUUGGCGAGCGCUUCCCCUGCAUGUCGGAUGCCUAUGACAAGGAGUUGCGGAGUCUGGCUGCUGAGGUGUCCCGGGACCUGAACUCCUGCGGCAUCCUCCGCGAAGGCAUCUACUGCGCCCUGGGCGGCCCGUCGUACGAGACCAUCGCGGAGUGCCGGAUGCUGAGGGCGCUGGGAGCGGACGCCGUGGGAAUGAGCACGACCCACGAAGUGAUCACUGCCCGUCACUGCAAGCUGCGAGUCCUGGGGCUGUCGCUGGUCACCAACAAGGUGGUGAUGGACUACGAGAGCAAGGAGCGGGCCAACCAUGAGGAGGUCCUGCAGUCCAGCAAGCGCAGUGCUGAGCUCCUGGAGAAGCUGGUGACCCACAUUGUGGCCCGGAUGGACUGCAGUAGAAACACCUCCUGAGGGUCCUGUACUGGACUUGACCCUACCCUCCCUCCCUCCUUUCCUUUCAGCCCCCUCCCCCACAUCCCUCCUUUUUACCUCAAGGCAAUCUGCCCCAGCUCCAAUAAUUAAAUGAGCUGAUUCCCAACUUUAGGAGGAGCAGUUCAUUCUCCACAGCUAACCACCUCUCACUCCAUCUCCAGGCAUCCCAGGAGCUAGGCCCUUCCCCCAGUGCGAUGAUGUCCGACUCCAACUGACCAAUGGGCUCCCUCCCUGUCGCAUGGAAAGGAUCCAGUAGACCAAUCAGAAGAUCCCAAGGGUCCCAUUUACCAAUGGGCUGGCCAGUUAAUUUGUGGAGUCCGGUUGACCAAUGGGGAAGCCCCAUGGUGCUGUGAAGGGUCCAGUACCCCAAUGGGGAAGCCUUGUGAUGCCAAUUUACCACUGGGGUCUGUGGAGUUUGAGAGGAGGUUUGUGAUUGGAUGAUUGAGUUGUGGGAAGCCCAAUCCUAUGCCUGUUUGCAUUGACACGGUUUGCUUGUUAGAAUUUCUGGGACCAAACUAUAGUUUAUAGUUAUUUAGUCAGAGGUUUUUGUACAGUGUGCUGGUGAGGGGGAGAGAACUGUCCACCUUAAUAAUGGUUCACAUCCAGGGUGGAGAGUUCCCUGCCCCUGCUUGCUCGCUCUCUUCCUGAGGGACGCCUGUCUACUAACUGGUGUCUCUCAGUCUCCCUCAGGGGGGAAGAUCUGUGCACUGAACUCUUUAUCUAUAUGUAUUUGAAAUUUAUUUAUUAUGUUUAGUUCUGCUCAGUCUUUUGUACUGUACCGUGUAUGUGGGUCCUCAGGUUGUGAAAGGACUAUGACAAACCCCUCGUCGUUGUGGGGUUAGUCCCCGUAGCCUGGGCCAAGUGGGGAAAUAACUUUGCUGACCUCUGCAUUCACAAUCCUUACCAGCAGCUUUGCCUCCCUGGCAGACUUGGUGUCCAUUUUUUGUGUGUGUGGGUGGGGGGAGGGUGGAGUCAUUGGUCUGGUGGCCACCACUGCUAUGAGUGGGUGGGAGAGAGGAGGACAGGACCUGUGACUGUGUCUGGGUGAAGGGAUACUUUCACCUGGGGGUGAAGUCUGCUUCAGGAAACAAAACUGGGAGUCCUCUCUAAUUUAUAUUUAACGAUGCUAACUUUCCUCCGUGCGACGCAAAGUCUGUAACUCGUCACAGAAGCAAAAUAAAAGUUGGA
Molecule: messenger RNA, 2219 nt
Organism: Mobula hypostoma (lesser devil ray)
Lineage: Eukaryota; Metazoa; Chordata; Chondrichthyes; Myliobatiformes; Myliobatidae
Product: purine nucleoside phosphorylase-like
Exons: 6
Coding region: 129-1010 (293 amino acids)
Biological process (GO): nucleoside metabolic process
Cellular component (GO): cytoplasm
Molecular function (GO): purine-nucleoside phosphorylase activity
Source: RefSeq, a predicted model, not a curated record